Messenger RNA from Rodentolepis nana, 657 nucleotides. NCBI's taxonomy places the organism in Eukaryota, Metazoa, Platyhelminthes, Cestoda, Cyclophyllidea, Hymenolepididae. The record is from the annotation of a GenBank genome assembly.
AUGAUUACUUCUUGGGACAAAUCCAGUGGUGUGGAUAGCCAAAUGUUAGUGUGGCGUGAAUCUCGAGCGUGCUUUAAACGCGCUCGGGUGUUGCCUCGUCCGCUUGCGUGUGCUGGUUCCUAUUUAAUAGGUGUAUUUUCGCCUCGUCAAGCUGCCCAGUUUCUCUUCCCGAAGCUCACCGUACCUCUGCAGAAAUAUCUCCGGUUCACCCGUCUUCAACACCUCCACCCACCAGAUGCAAUCCUUUCUCGCCUCGCUCUCUGUUUGGCUCAUUCUGCUUCUCCAGAAGCCUUUCUCUCGGUCUAUCGAUGUGAAGAGCCCUCCACUACAAUCUACGCGAGCUUCAUUGCACCCAGAAGAGCCCCCGGUGUUCAAAAUGCCCCUUCAGUUGGGUGCUGUGGUCUCAAAUCUACGAAUAGUGUCCAAUUAGCUCAGUCUUGGCGUCUGCAUAUUCUGGACGCCGAAGACUCUUCUCAUUCUCUUGGAGGAAGCCAAACAUCUCCAAAUAUGCUUCUCCUCAAACCUGGAACUCGGUUUCGUCUCUCUAGAGCUGGAGUUACUCUGUUUUGCCACAUCCAAUUUGAACCUCUACUUAGCUUAAAACGAGUGAAACGGGUUUUGAAGAUUGGUAGUGGUGGACACAUCGUGACUGUAUGA